AUGGACUCGACGACGCCUGGUCCGCCUGGUCCACCUGGUUUCAACCCACAUGUUAUGAGCCAACUCCAGGACCUCUCUCAGAGGGGCAGACGGAAUCAGAAUGGAAGAGGUCGUGGAAGACAACAGGCAUCUCGGCCACAACCAGCCCACCCUCAACAGUCCGCCGAUUGGUCAAAUCAACCUGAAGACUUUCCCCCACUUGGUACUCAAGUUCCACCCAAACCUUCUCGUCUUGGAGGUCCUCAUGGCCCUUCUGUAGGACCUCUUAACCAGUUCCACACAUCAAAUCACAAUAAUCUACUUAAUGCGCAUCAUGAUCCAAUUCAAUCUUUCAAUUCUACGCAGCCUCAUUCACCUCGUGAAUUCCAAGAACGAGCACGGGGAAACUUCAGAAACCAGCGUUCUAACUUCCAUUCGUACUCACAUCAAUCCCAAACCUCUGCUCCAUUACCUUUGCAGACAACUUCUUCCGUGCGGCCACCACAGUCGGGUGGACAACUGUUCAAUCCAAAUUCGGACAUGGCUUACGGCUCAAAUCAGCAUGCUCAGCGUGCUCGGCUCGUCGUCAGCAAGAAGCAGGCAGAUUACCUUCAGAGAGUCGGAUUGCAGGCUUACCAGACUCAUAGCUUAAAGAAGGAUGAGAGACUCAAGAAGGAAGCCUUUCGCCAAGAGUUAGAAAUUGUCGCGCGCGAUGCCCUUUCCGCCGCUUACCCUGGUUUGGACUUGAGCCAGAUCAAGUUGAAAUGUUUUGGCAGUCUUUCAAACGGGUUUGGUCUUGCCGACAGCGAUAUGGACCUUCUUCUUUCGUUACCCGAUUACCAGCAAGCAGAUUCUGUCCAUGAAUCCCAAUCACAAUCCGAGCAUCCACAAUCUACUUCCGGUGCCACUUCAAUCACUGAGGAACAUGGAUUCAAGGUCGAAGCUCGUCGUAUAUUGGAAAAAGCUUUCCUUGAUUGUGGAUUCGGAGCAAGAUUACUUACCAACACUCGAGUUCCUAUCCUGCGAGUAUGUUCACACCCUGGGGAAGAACUUCUCCAUAACUUGAGGGAGAAUCGUGCUGCGUGGGAGAAGACUUCAUCUUCUGGAACUGCAACCGAGGUGGGAGAUAAAGCACCCUCCACGCCUACAAUGUCAACACCAUCAAAUAGUAACGAAGCUUCGGCCGACCUUGAUUCGGUUCACAAAAACCUUGCAGAACUCAACCUAACCGAUGCGGUUCAGCCUCCACGAACUUCACGCAACAACCCCAAGUUGGAAUUCAAUGGAAACGUCGGAAUCCCCUGUGAUAUCAACUUCUCCAAUUUUGUUGCUAUUCACAAUUCCGCCCUUUUGCGAACUUACCAUGACUUUGAUUCCCGUGUGGCGGACCUGGGAUUCUUUGUCAAAGUCUGGGCAAAAGCCAGGGACAUCAAUACCCCCUAUCGUGGCACAUUGUCAAGCUAUGGCUACAUUCUCAUGGUUCUGCACUACUUGAUGAACGUUGCAAGGCCCCCAGUCAUUCCAAAUCUGCAAGCUCUUGCCAAAACUGAGGAUGGCUGGUUUCCUGAUCGCCCAGUUGAGCUUUUUGAAGGAUUUGACAUUCGCUUCCUCCGUGGCUCAAAGGAGCUUGAAGAAGUGCGUUCUACAAUGCCCAAGAACCUCGAAUCUACUGGCCAGCUUCUCCGUGGGUUCUUUCAUUAUUACGCAACACGAGAGGGCUUUCAUUGGAUGCACGACGUGAUUUCCAUUAGGGAAAGGACAGGUCGCAUGACCAAGGCACAAAAGGGAUGGACCGAAGCGAAGUGGUCACAGCAAAGUAACAGCCAAGUUCGCCUUCGCUACCUCCUUGCCAUUGAAGACCCAUUCGAAAUCGAACACAACAUCGCACGGACAGUUGGCCAUACAGGUAUUGUUGCGAUUCGUGAUGAGUUCCGUCGUGCAAACACAAUACUUGAAACACUUGGCACAGAUGUCGAGGUGCCGCUCGAUGAAUUCCUCGAACCAGUCGCGAAUCGUGGAGACACGUUGAGGAAAGACCAAGAGUUUCAUCGCCAGAAGCAGCUCCAACUCAAAGAGCAACUGGAAGCAAAGGAGAAAGGUCAGAUGCUCAAGACCAGUGACGAGAGUACUGAGGUCAAUGUUGAUGGUAUGUUGGGAAAUCCCAAUUGGGCGCAACCCCAAGGCACUGAUUUCCAUGCCAUGAAUAACCACCAACAAAGGGGCUCGAAGCUGACAGGGAAACCAUCUCAGGGAAUGGAGAAGAAGCAACGACCUCCGUGGAGCCAUCGAACGGUUCAAAUUGAAAGCGAUAGUGAAGACGAUGAUUCCAGAGAUUCGAAAACCACUCGGACUGAUAACAGCCUGCCUGAUAGCGACACAGUAUCAUUACAAGGAACCAACAGUCGGUGUUGGGUUAAUUUUAUGCACGAUGAAGAGUAUGUCGAAAAUGGGUUUGACGAAGACGGCAACAUCAUCGGCUGGGAUAUGGAUACACAGGACGGACGUUGGCUACAAUGGCGAGACAACAAGAUUCGUGCGGGGGCGAAAUUGUCAAUACAUAAAACAAAUCUUCGAGAGCUCCAUGAACAGUGUCCUUUUGAUCCCCGACGACCCAUUCAAAAGCAACCUAAUUAUCGAGAAAGACAAAAGAAAAAGCAGCUCAAGCGACCACCAUGGCCUCUUCGACCAGCCGAGCCAGAAGUGGAUUCCAGUGAUCUCUCUCAAAAGAGCCACACCAAACGCCCCCAGCCUCGUGAUCGGGUGAGCAAUCCAAGAUUCCAGUUUAUCGCCAAGGAUGAAAUGCCAUUGCCCUACAAAAAUACCUACUUACCCACCACUCCUCCGACUUCCAGCGAGCCUACGAAACAUCAAGCACCUUCCAGCCAGCCCACAAAACACCAAGCAGGCCUUCUUCGGCUUAUGAAGUCGACGACUGAAUCUGUCCCAGUCCAACGUUCCGCAUUUUUGGCGAAGCCAGAGUCACCAGUCAUUGGUAUGGAUAAGCUUAAUGAAAGAUUCUUUGGCGCAUCUUCUCAUUAUGGCGACAAUACUCUUCAGUCUUCCCAAGAGGUUGAUUCAGAGGAACGUGUAGUUGUACCAGCAACCCUCUACCCUGGAGUGAAGAGAGAGGAACGACCACGGGAGGAAGAUCCCAACAUCAUGCCUAUUCCGGAAGAUCUUGGCUUCCAAUUUGAUGCCCGCCAACUACAGGAUCUCGAUGCCAUUGCGAAUGGAGGCAACGGUUGUGCUCGUGGUGGAGCAGGAUACAGUGUUGAAAGUGAAUACGAAUGGGGUGGUGGAGGCAUGAUGGGUUACAAAUACAGCAACAGUACUCGUGAGAUGGAGAAGAGUGAUACUCACACACCGUACGAGGGUGGAAAGGGAGAUGAUCAAGGACUGUUGAAUGAGUUACCUGGAGGUUUGGAGUGA
This is a messenger RNA of Exophiala bonariae, 3408 nucleotides long. RefSeq lists its product as uncharacterized. The transcript has a single exon. Gene Ontology annotation, molecular function: RNA uridylyltransferase activity. Gene Ontology annotation, biological process: RNA 3'-end processing. The record is from RefSeq and is a predicted model, not a curated record. NCBI's taxonomy places the organism in Eukaryota, Fungi, Ascomycota, Eurotiomycetes, Chaetothyriales, Herpotrichiellaceae. Bases 1 to 3408 code for a protein of 1135 amino acids.